Molecule: messenger RNA, 246 nt
Organism: Laccaria bicolor S238N-H82
Lineage: Eukaryota; Fungi; Basidiomycota; Agaricomycetes; Agaricales; Hydnangiaceae
Exons: 1
Coding region: 1-246 (81 amino acids)
Source: RefSeq, a predicted model, not a curated record
AUGAGGAUUCGUGGGCGCAUGGCGUGCAUGCACGUAAGAAAACCAAGGAAGAGGGCCCCAGCCCGCACUAGGUCUUGCGGGAUGAGGGAUAGAAUGAUCAUCCAUGCUGUUGAGAUGAUUGCUUGGUGGUACUCUUGUAGGGUUGAAAACAUUACCGUGGUGGGGGAGAAAGUUCUGGAGUUGUCGCCUUUUCACCAAUUUCUAUCCUGUAGAAUGCAGGGUCGUUCGCAAAUAAAUGUUGGCUAA